This is a messenger RNA of Talaromyces atroroseus, 1224 nucleotides long. RefSeq lists its product as hypothetical. Bases 1 to 1224 code for a protein of 407 amino acids. Gene Ontology annotation, biological process: oxalate metabolic process. NCBI's taxonomy places the organism in Eukaryota, Fungi, Ascomycota, Eurotiomycetes, Eurotiales, Trichocomaceae. The transcript has 6 exons. The record is from RefSeq and is a predicted model, not a curated record.
AUGCACGUGUUUGCUUUAUGCCUGCUGGGCCUAGCGUCAGCUGCAGUUAUCCAGAAACGCGAUGAUUUCGGUGACGGUGAACCCAUCGAUGAGGCUACUGGCAAGGGCGCCUCUAUUCUCGGUACUAACCAGGAUUUAGGAGGGACAAAUCAUCAAUUGGAUCUCCAGAAUCCGGCCAACCUGGGCCAGCAGAGUACCGAUGCUGGCUACGUGCCCAACUUGAAAUGGAGUUUCUCAGACUCCAAAACAGACAUCUACCCGGGGGGCUGGAUGCGUGAGCAGGUUGUCUCUGAUAUGCCGCAGAGUACUGACAUUGCCGGCGCACAGCAACAUCUACAGAAGGGCGCUAUUCGUGAGCUGCACUGGCACCGCACUGCCGAAUGGGGUUACCUGUACAACGGAUCUAUUCUUUUGUCUGCAGUCGACGAACAGGGUCGAUAUCAGAUUGAUACGCUUGUGGCCGGUGAUGCUUGGUACUUCCCAGCCGGUAUUGCGCACACCAUUCAGGGACUGGAUGAUGAGAACGAGUAUCUGCUUGCUUUUGACGAUGCCGAUUUCGAAGCUCAGGGAACAACUUUCAUGGUCGACGACUGGGUUGUGCAUACACCCCGGGACAUCCUAGCCCAGAAUCUCGGGGUCCAUGCCUCAGUGUUUGACAGUGUCCCACCAGUUUAUCCCUAUAUCCUGAAUGGCACCGUCAGUGCAGACACGAAUGACACUAGCACGCGUGUCGGCAAUAGCUCCUUUGUGUAUCAUGCCCAGGACCAUCCUUUGGAAAACAUUGCUGGCAGUGGAGGCACAUACCGGCGUAUCGAUUCGUCUACAUUCCCCGUUGCGACGACUCUUGCAGCUGGCAUUUUCUCACUGGAGCCAAAGACCUUACGGGAAAUGCAUUGGCAUCCGAAUGGUCAGGAAUGGCUAUACUUCCAAAAAGGAACCGCCCAAGCAACCGUGUUCAUUGGAGGUCAGAAAGCGCGCACCUAUGAUUUCCAGGCUGGCGACGUUGGGGUUUUCCCAGUCAAUAGCGGGCAUUAUAUCAAGAACACGUCCGAGGACGAAGAGUUAAUCUGGGUCUCGAUCUUCAAAAGCGACAAAGUCGAGGAUAUAUCACUCACGCAGUGGCUGGCCCUCACGCCACAUGACGUCGUUGCCACUGUUCUGAACAUCCCUGUUUCGGUGGUCGACCAGUUGAAGACUCAGAAACAGGUUUUGAUCAGUGGUUAG